Molecule: messenger RNA, 1329 nt
Organism: Orbicella faveolata
Lineage: Eukaryota; Metazoa; Cnidaria; Anthozoa; Scleractinia; Merulinidae
Product: neuronal pentraxin receptor-like
Source: RefSeq, a predicted model, not a curated record
AAUCAUGGGGUAUUCUCUGUUCGCCUGCGUUAACGUUAUUUGCUUUGGAGUCGUUUUAUGGGGGCAUGUUAGCGGUUACUCGAACAGUGAUUAUGCUCUGUAUUUCCCAAAGAAAGGAAAGACAGAUUAUGCUAACAUCUGGGGCAUGCCAAAACUGACUAAGUUCACUAUUUGUCUAUGGAUGAAGACGACUGAGAAAACUAAAGGCACACUACUCAGUUACGCUGUACCCGGACAGGUAGAUGAACUGAAUAUAUUGUAUGACGAUAAAGGCUUUUCUCUGGUGAUUGGAGGCAAAUCUAGCAAAAUCAAAGACAUCUUUGCUAAUGAUGGAGACUGGCAUCAAAUUUGCGUAUCUUGGCAAAACAGCGAUGGUGCAUGGCAGUUCUUCAAAGAUGGAGCAUUGCUCAAGCAUGACAAAGGUCUGCAGAAAGGUCACAUCAUUAAGGGGGGAGGUUCGCUCGUGCUGGGUCAACACCAAGAUUCCCUUGGAGCUGGCUUCCAAGAGAAACAGGCCUUCCAAGGAAUCUUGACCAAGGUCGAUGUGUGGUCUUACGUUUCUACGCCCAAGGCAAUCUAUUUGCUGUCAAGGUCUUGCAUGUUAGGCGAAGGCAACGUGUACAUGUGGUCUGAUUUUAUCAAUGGUGUUAAAGGAGCUACCGCGCUGAUCAUUCCGUCUCCCUGCAAAGGCCAGUUUCCUGGUGGUCAUCCCCCCGCGGGCCAUAAACCGGGAGCCCAGAAGCCCGGGAGCCAUAAACCUGGGGGCGAAAAGCCCACUAGUCACCCACCCACGAGCCACAAAACCGAAAGCCAUAAACCCACUGGCCGCAAACCCGAAAACCACAAGCCUGGGAACCAGAAACCCGUCGGUAACAUUCCCGGGGGCAAGAAGCCCGGUGGGCAAAAGCCGGCGGGCCAGAAACCCGGUGGCCAGAAACCGGCGGGCCAGAAACCCGGUGGCCAAACUCCAGCGGGCCAGAAACCCGGUGGCCAAAAUCCCGGGGUCGGGGCUCAACAUGUUGGAGGGCAGAAUCCUGGAUUCCAAUAUGUCGUUGCCCAAAAUUCUGGGGGGCAGAAUCCCGGGGGCCAAAUUCCCGGGGGACAGAAUCCUGUAGCCCAAAAUCCUGGGGGCCAAAUUCAUGGGGGGCAGAAUCCUGGAGUCCAAUAUUCGGGUGGCCAAAAUCUCGUGGGACAAAAUCCCGGAGGCCAGCAUUUAAGAAUAGGAUAAGCACCCUCUGUUCAAUGUUAAUGACCAGAAAAAAGAGAAUGUACCUAUAUGGUCACUUGAAGUGAAGUAGAAUUAAAUUGAAAUAAAUAUAGAAGCCGAGA